Scylla paramamosain (green mud crab) is the source of this 5127-nucleotide messenger RNA. Its product is annotated as rho family-interacting cell polarization regulator 2-like. The record is from RefSeq and is a predicted model, not a curated record. The coding region runs from base 606 to 3236 and encodes 876 amino acids. NCBI's taxonomy places the organism in Eukaryota, Metazoa, Arthropoda, Malacostraca, Decapoda, Portunidae. The transcript has 19 exons.
GGAUACGAGUCUGCGCACCCGCCGGACGACGAGCGCGAGGACGCCGAGCGGCGGCGGCGGCGGGAGUGCUGUCAGGCCGGGGAGGACAUGUCUCUGAGGGAGCGGUGCGAGGGGCGCGAGGGCUCCCCGCUGCACCAGGGCCUCACGCGCUCCCGCUCCUUCGGGGGCCUGCUCACCCACCGCCGCUCGGGCUCCGGCGCCGGGUCCCCGCAACAGGCGGCGGCCAGGGCGGGCUGGGCGGGCCAGGGCGUGCUGGGCCAGACGGGCUCGUCGCCCAGGGGACGUGCGCCGCGUGCUGGCGCUGCCGCCCCCACGUCAAGGUGCCCAAGUCUCCCCGGCCGGAGCGCGCCUCGCAGAUCAGCAGCAGCGUGGCGCACGGCCUCAAGGACUGCGUGAGCGUCACCAAGCAGGACCUCGAGGCGCUGCAUCAGGUGUCCCAGGAUGCACACCUGCACCAGCAGUCACAGGGGCGACUGUAUGAGGUGGAGAAGCAAAUCAAGGCUGCCGAGCGCUACCUCAAGAGAGUGGAGUACCACCUGAGCAAGCUGGAGGACCUGCAGGACCAGUACACCCUGCACCAGAAGCUGAGGGAUGGGGUACGGUCAAUGGCCUACGCAUAUGCUCUCUCCCCGGGGAAGGAGAAGGCGUCGGCGCUGAGCAAUGUGAGGUCCGGCUACAGGGAGUGCACUGAGACCCUGUGUGCCCUUGAGGUGAAGAUUGAACAGCUCAUCGGCACCCUCACCCUGGAGAUGAAAGGCAUCCAAGGGUUCGCUCGGCUGUGUCCGGGAGACGUGUUUGAGGUGACGCUCAAGCACGGCACACAGAAGUGGAAGUCCCGGGGGCGGGUGUGCAAGGACAACACUCAGACGUGGGACAAUCAGCGCACUGUCAUCAAGGGACUCAUUGGCGAGAUGCUGCUGAUCAAGGCGGUGGAGGUGCGGGUGCUGGGCAAGACAGUGGUGAUUGGCAACAAGGUGUGUGAGACCAAGGACCUAUUCUCCCCACACCCACAGCUCAUGACAGUCAACCUCAACCCCUCAGGCUCCCUCAAGCUCAACCUGGUCAUCACGUGGAAUCCUCUCGACGGAGUGAUAGAAGACGGACUGAUGAGGACGCCCAGCAUGUCCGCCACGUCUCCGGGCAACAAGAGGCGGCUGCCCGUCCUGCACCCUCUCAGCUCCUCGCCCCCCAACACUGUUGCUGGUGUUCCCUCUGGCAAGGACAGCAACUUGUCCCCAGAGUGUGAUCACGACAGCAGCUUUGGCAGCAUGUCCGCACGAAGCUCAACAGCUGACAGCGCCAGUCCCCUGUCUGAGUACCGGGGCCUUCUGUCCUCCCACGCCGCCCUGUCCACCCGCACCGAUAGCAACAGUCCCGUGUCAGACUACCAGGGCUUAUCCAGGAGAAGCGACAGCCAGGACUCAAUACUGUUUGACGGCCGGGACUCUGCCAGUCCUCAGUGUGAUAACACCGGUAACUUCACGCUGGUGCGCAAGAAGGAGAGUCGGGUGGAGCAGUGGGCCAGAUACUCUCAGUUCAGCAUCUCGCAAGGCUCCAACAUGGAUAUGAUGUCACGCUCCUUCUCCCACCUGUCGUCCUACUCCACUGGCCUGUCCCCCACCAUGUCCCAGUCCCUCUCACAGCAGCUGGACCUACUGGGCACCGAACCGGAGUCCUUCAAGUGGGGGGAGGGACACACCUGGGAUGAGACCAACCCCCCAAUGACCCUGAAGAAGGUUGUGAGUCGGCUGCGGACCUGCCUGGAGGACAUUCAGGGACAGUUCCCACAGCUGCACACGCUGGAGGAGGCAGUGCUAGACCUGGAUGACAUGUGCAGGACGUGCAGCAGUAGGAGGGGGAGCAGUGCCUCAGACAUCAGCCUCUUGGUUGAGUCAGCCUUAGAAUGCUUUGAUUUCCUCAGUGCAGAGUGUGAUGAUAUUGAUGAUGAUGAUCAUGAUGAUGAUGAUGAGUAUUAUCCUGAAAACUGCCGCAGCCGCCGGGACAGCAACACCUCAGAGAUCAGCCUCUCGGUGGAGUCUGCCCUUGAGUGUUUUGACUUCCUAAACGCUGUCUGUGAUGACGACUUUGAAGACGACCAUCCUGAUGCAUGCGAGGAGAAGAAGAACAAGGAGACAGCGGCACUGCUUGCAGCCUCCUGCCAGCCGGACACCAGCCAGCCUGUGGUCACCAGCAGCGCCCAGCUGGACCUCUUCCUCUACACACACCUCAGACAUGCCCUGCAGCUCCUACAGCACUUGGGUUCCUUUGGGCCGCUGAGGAGCCGUGAGCACCACUCCCUCAAGAAGUUGGAGGAGGAGGGGCGGCUGGUGGCAGGUGUGCUGGCUCACCGACACAACUUUGACAGCCUCAAGCCGCAGCACCUCAUUACAGUCCCUCACGUGCAGGUGUUGUGGGACUCUGUGGCGGGUGGUGAUGACUGGUGUGUGACGGGCCAGGCAGUGGUGAGCGGCCUGCUGCAGGUGGUGUCGUCACUGGUGGACCCCACAGUGCCCGGCCUGGCCAGGAGAGUGCUGGAGGAGAUGGUGUGCACCAUGACGGACACGGAGGAGUUUGAGGGGAAGGCGCUGGUGACGGUUGGCCACUUCCUGCACCACCUGCACCGCCCGCUGGAGCAGACCGUCCCCAUCAUUGGCCACAGCCUCACCACCGCUGAGUUGCUGCUCUCCGGCAACCCCAAGAAAGUGGAGACAGGGCUGCACCAGAUCAAGGAGCCCACAACCCUGCACAUCAAGAUCAUCGGCCACCUGCUGGCGGGCCCCUCAGAGCUGCGGCACGUCACCACCAGCUUUGUCAACAGCCUGGCCCACAACAACCAGCUCAUGCAGAUUGUGGAGCUGUGCCUGCUUCUGCUGGAGUCCAGCCGCACCAGCAACAGGGAGGCAGCCUGUGUGCUGCUGGGGGUGCUGGCGCCAGUGGUGCCAGAGAACACAGACAGGAAGGGGGAGGGCAAGAAAGCGGGUAAAAGCUCAAACAAGACCAAGAAACAUUCCCCGGCCCAGCAGAAGGAAGUGCCGGAGUGGCCCAGGCCCAUCGAGGUGCUGUCCUUCCUGCAGCAGAAUGACCCGUCAGGGGAGGUGCGGGAGGCUGCCAGACAGGCCCUGCUGAGCCUGGGUGCCGAGGGCCAGUCGGCGUUGCAGCAGGUGCAGCUCUCCUCUCAUGGCUUCCAAGGCAUCGACAUGAAGGAGAAGGCCAAGGUGGCAGGCAAGGAGGGGUAGGCAGCCUCUCGGCCCCCAGGUGUGCAAUGGACGGCUGCAUCAACUCACCAGGAAGGAGUGGGCAGGCGUUACCGGUGGCUGUGUGAAGGAGAGGGCCAAGGUGAUGGGCAGGGAGGGACAAGAGGCUCUUGACCCACAGUUGUGCAGUGGACAGCUGCAUUCACUCAUCAGGAAGGAGUGGGCAGGUGUGCAGCAGUGGGUGUGUGUGGUGUAGGUGGAAGGGUUGUGUUGGACUCAAGUCAAUCCAUGCCAUUAGCAGAUACUGUGCUGCUGACCAACGCCAGGAGCAGACCUCCGCCUCUCUCUUGUGCCCAGUCUGGGAGGAGAGAGAGAGAGAGAGAGAGAGAGAGAGAGAGAGAGAGAGAGAGAGAGAGAGAGAGAGAGAGAGAGAGAGAGAGAGAGAGAGAGAGAGAGAGAGAGACCUUGGUGGACAUGCAAAGAGUGAAUGUUGUCUUGUCAAUAAUAUUUUAACUCAUUCCUAUUUUCAGUCUUACUUACCUCUGUUCCAUUUAUAGCAAGCCUUUAAUAUUCUCAAUGUCAUAAGGUUCCUAGGGCAGAUCCUUGGUAAACUGUAGACUGUUGUAGCCAGACACCACCACCACCACCACCACCACCACCACCACCACCACCUCCACCUCCACCUCCUCCACUCCCCUAAUACUUAUUUCAGGAAUUUAAGACUCAUUGUCUCCCAAACCCAACCCAACCCACCCAAAACACCUCCAGCAGAUCAUUAUUAAUUUAAGUAGUUCCUUUGCAUUGUAAUGCUCUGUAAUGCCAGUACAGUACAGUACAGUACAUACAUCAGAUCUGAAAAAAAAAAUUUAUGUGUAUCUGCUAAAAAUGAAAUGAGCAAAGAACAAUUAAUUUAUGUCUAAUUAAGGAAAACUGAGCCUGAUUACUGAGACCCACCCAGCUUGUGAGGACUGGCUGUGUGUGUCUGGCGCGCUGCAUGGCACGGCAGGAGGCUGAGAGAGAGAGGACAAGAAAAGCUGCAGGGUACUCAAACCUCUUACAUCUGCAAAAAAAAAAGAGAAAAAAAGGGAAAAAAAAUUACCCUCUACACUUCUUUUCUCUUUCUAUAUAGGGGAAUAUACUCCAGAAUAUGAGUUGUAUGUUAUAAAGGUCCUUGGAAUCUUGGUGGUGUGUUAAGGUGUGGUAAUGCUCCAGAGUGUGCCAGAGUGUGUCCCAGGGUGUGUGAGGUCAGCCGGACACACACAGGAGGUCGUCAACGCUUGCUCAACACCCCAGACUGAACCUGUGACCUGUGGCUCGCACGCAACUCAUCUCCACUCGCUCAGUGUUCUAACGACGUGACGUAUAGAUACUCUCUCUCUCUCUUCAUGCCAUUUUUGUAUUCUUGCAUGUGCGGAUCUUGUUACAGUAUAUUUUUAUCCACUUCUUAUCUGUCUGUGUUAUAUACAUGUAUAAUUUCCACACUUAUCUAGUCCUGUAAAAUAUGUGAAGAAAAUUUUUAUUUGAUAUUUUUAACCUUUUGUAUAAAUUCUUUUCUUUCUCUCUUGAAUCUCUCUUUCCCAUUGGCAGAUUUUGAUAUAUAUUGUUCAUAUUAGCUAAUUAUAUAUAUGAGGAAAUUCUAGCCUGACAAAAAACAGUGAAGCUUUGAUAUGAACCCUGCGUGUCUUGCCCAGAGAGGUGCCAGACUUUUCUGUUAUUUCAUUGCUUACUAUGAUGUCCAUAGUUACGUAUAUGCUACUACAGAAAUAGACCUUCCUUCUUUCCUUCUUUCCUUCCUUCCUUUCUUCCUUGUCCCCCCUUGUACAUAGUGUAUGUUGAAAAUGUUGUUAACCUGUAUAUUUCUCUCCCUUAAUGUGUGGACAUAUUGUACACAGUCACAUUAUCUCCUAAAGUAAAGAAAUCCUAAAGUUACAAA